CCAAAGGCAGUCGCCAGUCGUCCGCCAGUUCUCCACGGAGCAAUCACAGCCGGAUUGCAGUCGGUCGCCUUUUGGGAGAGAGCAAAACUGUUUGUAAUCCAGGCAGACAGUCCUGACAGACAGACAAGGCAAAUAUGUCGUCCUGUGAUGAGAAGACAGCGCUGCUGGCAUCGCAGCAAGGACACCAGCAGAGCCAGCACAUCAUUGUUGUGCCAUCGUCGCAUCCAAAGGAUUAUGGGCCCAUUUUCACAACUGCUGACUACUCGUUCGGUCUGACGCUGGAGGAACUGCUGCCCUUCGCCCUGGAUCCCUGGUGGCAGAGUGUGCGGCGCCUGUGUUCUUUCUGCCUCGGGUUUGUCUUCCUGCUGACCCUCUGUGCCGCAUUGGCUCUGGCGCACUCCAACAACGAUGGCUGUCGCUCAAAUAGAGCAAUUAGCACGACCGGCACUACAAACAACACGACGUUCCCGUUCCCGUUGCCGUUGCCAUCCACAUUCUCUCCGCCAGUGGCCUUGGCAUCCAAUGGCACUCAGCUGCUGCUGUCCAGUUUAUAGCCCAAUCCCCGGAGCUCUUGACGAUGCCGCAAUACCAUCCAUGGGAUUACAUCAGCCGCGCUCCCAAUACGCCAGCUGCUGUUUGGCUUUCCGGCAACGACUACGGCUACGGCUUUCCCCACUCCGACUCCGACUACGAGUAUUCCUCCAUUUGCUGACUAAGCGAUAAGCAGUACGGAAUCGAUUGUGUGUGGCUGUGGCUGUGGAUGAUUCGUGUUUGAUUAAAAGCUUACUUUAAUUGUCAUUACUUGCUAUUCAUUUAUAUUUUUAAUAGGUACAAUUAAACACAAGUAAACACU
Drosophila obscura is the source of this 853-nucleotide messenger RNA. RefSeq lists its product as uncharacterized. The record is from RefSeq and is a predicted model, not a curated record. NCBI's taxonomy places the organism in Eukaryota, Metazoa, Arthropoda, Insecta, Diptera, Drosophilidae. The transcript is spliced from 2 exons. The coding region runs from base 135 to 554 and encodes 139 amino acids.